ACUGUGAGGCGCGAGGCCUUGAGAACCGGGAGGUGCCCCAUGCGGGGGGAGGGAGCACACAGCAGCGGCUUUGGCCAACGGGGCAGCAGACUCGGCUGGGGGAAGGGGAGAGGUGACGGUUCCCUGUGCUCCUGCCCAGGCCAGCGGGAAAACUGGUGUUGGAGGGGACCCUGGAGGGCUGAUUCCUCUCCUGUUCCUUCUGCUCCCCACUCUGUCUCUUGCUGAUGAAACUGGAGAUGCCAGGGGCAGGGGUGUGUGUGAAACCCCAGCUUCUGGGUCAGAGGCUAACCUGAAAGGCAGACUUGGAGACCUGGGCGGGGGGCUGAGCCACUGCGGGGGAUUAAACUGAGGGGCCUGCAGCCAGCAUUGAGUGUGCUCUCUAAUGGAGUGGUUGGGGGCCCACCAUACCCUCAGCCCCAGGCCCCCGCCGCCAUUGCCGGCCACCACAUCACCUGAACUGUGCCAGCCACAGCCACCUGGGCUCUCCCUCUUCUCCCCCUCCAAGGCAGAGCAAUAAAAAAAUCUUCCAGCUGUAGCUGGAGGCUAUAAAAGCUGAGCCCUACCCAAUACCUUUCACUGCCCAGGCCAGAGCCUCAGCCCCGGCGGCUGGGGAGGGCGUGGGGAUGGGAGCGCCCCUCUCCAGGGUCCCCCAGCAUGGACACAAGAUGCCAGCCAGCGGGCAGGAGACUGGGGGAGUCACAGCUUGGCCUGAGGCUCAUUUUCCAGGACAAAGGGCUUCCAUAGAGGCGGGACCCCUGCCCCCUGAUAGGCCACCUUGUUUUAGAUUUUCCAGGAACCGAACACACUCAUCAAAAUUCCCCUGCAACUCAGGUCACAACUGGUGCUGUCCUCUCAGCAUCCCUCUCUCCACCACACACGGCUCUGCCCCUGCCUGCAACUGCAGACCUGGCUGGGGCCUGCUGGGUAAGGAGGAGCACCAAGUCUUCCAUCGGUGACAGCCCCCGGCCACCACAGGUCCACCUACUCUUCUGUCUACUCCUCUAUGGCCCUGGGAGAAAUCCGCAGCGCCCCCCCCCCCCCCCCGGCUAUGGCAAUCUGCCUGGGUCCAGACUCUGACCCCUCUUUCCGCCAGCUCCCACUAUCUAUGUGGGGAAGAGAAAGUGGUGGUGGCUUCCCUAGUGGUCUCACCUCUGCAGGCCCUCACCCACCUGGCCUCUUUGUACCCAGGUGGGUAUGGGGGCAGGAGAGCUGGAGAAUCCCCUUUGAAUACCUAAAACUCAAGUGUUUCCCACCAGGCUGGGUCACUCACACCUUCAGGCACUUUAUAAAGCUCAGCACCUCCCCUCUCCCUCACCUCCUUGGGGACCAAUGUCCACCUCCUUGUCCCCUCCACAAGACACACACACCGGGCAGAGGCUCACCUGGCAACCCCACAGCCCCAAUCUGGGUCCACGCCUGGAGGCCGCUCAGCCUCCCUGGGGUCCCUCCCCAACCGAAUCCUCCUGCUCCAAGGGUGCCCCCCUUCCGGAGCAAAGCGGACAGUGUCUCUUUUUCUCCGGACUGUUGGCUCUGCCCGGGAAGGUGCCACAGAGCAGAGACAUGGUUCAGGGACUCCCAAGGUGUCAGCGCUGAGAGGCCUCCAGGUACCUCAGGGCUCCGCCCACAGGCGACAAACCAGACCCUUAGCGGGAUCCCCGAGAACCCAAGACCUCCCACCCCUAGCCCAAGACGUUGUCCACUAGAGUACGGGGAAAUGACUCCAAGAGGCGCGGCGGCGCGAGUAACGCGCAUUCGUGGGGGGAAGGCGGGCGGCGCCUGGAGACCCUGGGAGCACCAAGGAGCAAGUGGGAAGAGGGUCUCCUCCGGGAGCGCCCACAGCCAAGCCUGGACGCACGGGGGAGGGGUGGAGUUCGCCGGGGCGGAUGGAGGGGCCAGAGCAAAGCUGUGGCGAGAAGAGGCUAGCGCGACCCUGGGUGACUCACAAGAACGCUGCACCUACCGAAGCUCGCCAGCUUUGGCUUCGUGUUGACUUAAUGCCCUUCCCAACGCUUCUUCUAGGCACGCUGAUGACGCAGCCUGGCUCCCCGAGCGUGCUGUGAUGCCUAAGGAGUCUGGCUGGCUGGAUGCACAGCUUCUAACCAGUCACCCUCUUGGGGCACCCGCCCUCCAGAAAGAGCGCCUAGGUGGAAUCGUUGUGUUGUGUGUGUAGACAACACCUUCGCUUCCAGUGGUGACAAAACCGAUGAACGCUCUGGUUUCCUGCCCUGGCUGUCCAGAGCCACUGAAGUUACCAGCAGUGGUGACCGCGUUGAUGGCUUCGAACACCUCACCUGUUCCAACCCCUUCCGUGAUGGCGGUCGCUCUGCCUAACUCCCGGAGGCACAAGUGCCUGUCAUAUCGGUGCUGGAGUGCACGAAUUCGUCAGUGCAGGCGGAAUCACCCCAGGAACAAGUCACUUUCCUGUCGUCUUGCCGGGCCCCUGGCUGCCCCUCGGCGCGUUCCUGGCUCUUGUGGCAGAAGAAAGUUAGCACGUGGUUUAGAAGCCGGAGCAGCGCUGCACAAGCGGAUGAAACACUCUCUCCCUCCUGGCCGCCUCCUGCUUCCUCACCUCUGAGAGCUGGGGCCCCACCUCUGGGAACUGGCCCUGUGGAGAGCCAGGGACACCCAGCAAUGCCAAGUUUCCACUCUUGGUGCUGAACCUCCUGAGUGUUGACACAUGGCAUGGUGCAGGAUGGUGUCGUGGUCUUGAAAAGCCUCCUGUUUAUUCCACUUGUGGAAAGUGCAUAUCACACUCUCAGUAAAGCCUGAAUAUGCAUUUC
Oryctolagus cuniculus (rabbit) is the source of this 2780-nucleotide messenger RNA. The record is from RefSeq and is a predicted model, not a curated record. Lineage: Eukaryota; Metazoa; Chordata; Mammalia; Lagomorpha; Leporidae.